CUUAACACGCAGACUGACGUCUCAGCCAAAAUGAAGAACGACCUCCAUCUUUCAUUCGGCGAUAUCUUCAAUCAUGAUUUCACGGCUUUCUUCGAUCAACUACGCGAGGUGCAGCUCUACCAGGCCAGUCGCGAAGCCUCAGAAAAGUGGGUGCAGCGAUUGCGCUUCUUAGAUAUCUCCUCUAUACCGGACUUAGAGCGACUGGACGAGCAAAGACCCACGAAGCGUUUGAAGCGUGGUCCGCAUGGCUACCAAACGAUGCCGGCCGGGCGCAAAACUCAGCUAUCCAUACCGAUUAGGGAUAGGAAGCACGAUGACGGAAGCUCAUACCUCGCUGUAUCUUGGAGAUGGACUGAGGAAAAGGCCGAAUUGCUCCCCUCGGGAUGUGGCCUUCGAGAACGCUUCGAUUACCGAGUGCGACGGGCCGGACAGAAACCGCACAAAAGCGACUUUCCUGAUGUCUACAUGGAAAGGGUCAUUCGGUUCGCGCAAAGCAAAGGCAUUGAGCUGAUCUGGAUUGAUAAAGAGUGCAUUUACCAGCGGGCGGGAGAUGAGGAGACAUAUCCCAACGACAUCCAGUUGGGCGUGCAGAUCAUGGAUGUGGUCUAUGGGGACAGCGCAGUGGCCCUUGGACUGAUGACUACAGCGCUCACACAACAACGCGAGAUGAAUACGCUUGCUUCGCUCCUCUCAUGGUCCGCCUCGAUCAAGAAGGACAAUAUACGAAAGCCUAAGCUGCGGUCCACCAUGGAGGUUGCUGAAAUCCAGUCGCUCAUUGAUAGAAUCCUUGAAGACUCUCGCUGGGACCGAGCUUGGAUCUUCCAGGAAGACCACUUAGCAUCGGACCGCAUGGAGAUCAUGAUUCCUCACGCUAAAAACCUCUCCAAGGAUGGACAGUAUAACUUCGGUUCCAUACCAAACGAACUGGUAGUGAAGCUCGCAGAGUUUAAAAGGGCGGUCACGAUGUUCUGUAUGGUGAAAGGCGAGGACGACCAAUGGGCUUCCACCGUACUUGUCAAAGUAAAGCAGUACAAUGUAUGGAACAAGGAGUCCAAGGCGAAUACGAUCGUUCGUAAGAGGAAGCAUUCUCUGCCCCGGAGCAGGAGGUUCAUGAGUCCCGGCAGCAGAGUGCGAUCCAAUUCGAACAACUCCCCCUCUGUCAACCUGUAUCCGACCACAACACUGAGCAUUUUAGAGGACAUCUGCAACCGUUCACUGCUAAAAGAACAGGACCGGGUUGCGAUUCUGGCCAACGCAGCCAAGUUCUCGACGCGACUUGACAUCAGUGAAGCCUCGUCUCUCGUAUCUGACAAGUAUAGUCUGUCAGUCGCACUACUUGCGCUUAUCCUGCUUAACGGCGAAAUCAUCAACAACAGACGCUUCAUGCCUUCGCGGAAGAUCAUGGAGUACGACUUGUGCUCCUACCUCAAAGAUUGCGAACUGAAAUAUCACGCGCCUACCUCGAGAUUUCAACAAUCCUUUAUCGACCGUUGCCGCCUCAAAUCGCCCAGAAUCACGGAGCGUGGCAUCCGAACGCAAGGUUUCUUGUUCAGGCUCCUUCCCCGAAGCAAAAAGAAUCUUGUUAGGCUUUCCAGCCGCGACCUAGAACAUUUGUCUGAUCUUCCUCCAAAGUGGAGGUCAAGGAAUGUCGCACCAGGCCGCAAGCUCAGCCCCUUCGCCGACGAAGUCAUCGAGAUCCUCAUCUUUAAAUUAAAGGAUCGUUACGGACCGCGUUGUCGUCUAGCGGACUACCUACGGGAGCAUCUUGAUCUUGACAGAUCCCGACCGCCAAGGGAGGACACGAAGCCCUCCAAACGUUAUGUCUUAGACAUGAUGUCCGCGAUCGCACAGGCUCUUGAGGACGGUCAAAAACUCCGUCUCGGCCAGUUAAUAGGUGAAGCCAACUAUGCGCCGCCGUCCGCGCUCUUUAUCACGCCAAUUAGGCCAGACGGCUCAAGAAGCCGAACGAACGAACAUGCUACACCGCCAGCAGGACAUGAAGCUGAUCUAGUGUGGAUCUUCACCACCUGGGACAAUGGAGGGAUGAAUCGGGCGGCGGAGAGGUUUGCGAGUCUAGAGGUAGCGGUAGGUGUUACGGGAAAAGCGCAGCUGGAAUGGAGCCCAGACGGAGGUCUGGGCCUCGGGACUAUUGGCUGGGUGAACGGGGUUUGGGACGUUAGGGGCGGGCGCAUGAAUCCGUUUACGUUCGCUCUUCCGGGGAUUACAGGCUCACGCAAGAAAAAAUAG
Molecule: messenger RNA, 2247 nt
Organism: Trematosphaeria pertusa
Lineage: Eukaryota; Fungi; Ascomycota; Dothideomycetes; Pleosporales; Trematosphaeriaceae
Exons: 1
Coding region: 31-2247 (738 amino acids)
Source: RefSeq, a predicted model, not a curated record